AUGGCGGCACUAGAUUGGGCUUCCUCCUCUUCCUCUGCUACCUCUAUAAUUGGAUCUUCUAGUUAUGAUGUGUUUCUCAACUGUAGGGGUGAAGAUACUCGUAAUCACUUCACUGCUUUUCUAAACUUGUUUAUGAAAAAUAAGGGAAUCAAUGUCUUUAUGGAUAGUGAAAAAUUGUGGAUUGGAGAAGCCAUUGGCCCUUCCCUUUUUAGAGCCAUCAAGGGUUUCAAAAUCUCAAUCCCUAUCUUCUCUAAAGGUUAUGCAAAUAGCAAAUGGUGUCUGUGGGAGCUUGUUCAAAUAGUUCAAUGUCACAGAUCCAACGGCCAAAAGGUCCUGCCCAUAUUCUACCGUAUUGACCCAUCGCACGUUUGGCAUCAGACCGGAAGUUUUGAAGAAGCAUUUCGAGAACAUGAGAAGAAUUUCGAGCGCCAUAUCAUAGAGAGUUGGAGGGAAGCUUUGAGAGUGGUAGGGGAGUUGAAAGGAGAAGUUAUUGACCAUACUGAGGAUCAGGCAAAGUUAGUUGAAUUACUUGUUCAAAGGGUUCUAGGUGAAUUGGUUAGUAGCACACGCUUGGCUGAAUGUAAAUACUCUAUUGGAAUGGAGUCCCGUGUAAAUGAUCUACUAUAUUUAUUAAAUGUUGGUUCUGAGAAUGUUCAAUUCGUGGGAAUCUGUGGUUUCGGUGGCAUUGGAAAGACAACUAUUGCAAAGGCUGUGUACAAUCACAUCCUUGCAAACUUUGAUAGGCAUUACUAUGGCAUAACUAAUUAUCAUAGUGGGAAAGAAUUUAUACUACAAAGACUUUGUAAAGAAAAAGUUCUUGUUGUUCUUGAUGACGUGGAAAAGCGAGAACAAGUAGAUGCUUUGGCUGGUGAACUCAAUCGGUUUGGUCAAGGAAGCAGGGUCAUAUUAACAACCAGAGACAAACAUAUUUUGAAUUUUGCUGAAGUUGAUAGAGAUAAAAUAUACAGGCCUCAAGAGCUAUAUCUUUGGAGGAUUGCCUUUGACUCUAGAGGUUAUUGGGUCUUACCUGUCGGACAUAAGCAGCAAAGAAGUGUGGGAAAGUACAUUACAAAAAUUGAAAGAAAUUCCUCACGAAGAUGUCCAGAGAAGGAAGCAACUAUAAUUUCAUUUUGGGAAGCUUGUGGCUAUUAUCCGAAAUCAGCAAUAGACAGAUUAAUUAAAAGAUCCCUUCUAAGGUUUGAAGAAUAUGCUGGUGAAUACGGUGAAUAUCACUUGAAGAUGCAUGAUCAGAUUCAAGACAUGGGAAGGGAAAUUGUCUUAGAAGAAAAUCGUAUGGAGCCAGAAGAACUCCCAGAAAAUAUUUCCAAGUUAAGUACUCUCAAAGAACUUAAUCUCAGAGAGUGCACAUCACUCCAGAAGUUGCCCGAGGCCAUUGGUGAUCUAAACUCUCUAGUCGAGCUUGACUUACGGGGGACACAGAUAGAGGAACUCCCAGACAACAUUUCCAAGCUGAGUUCUCUCAAAGAACUUGAUCUCAGUGAGUGCUCAUCACUCGAGAAGUUGCCCGAGUCCAUUGGUGAUCUAAACUCUCUAGUCAAGCUUGAUUUGCAUGGGACACAAAUAGAAGAACUCCCAGACAACAUUUCCAAGCUGGGUUCUCUCAAAGAACUUGAUCUCAAUGAGUGCUCAUCACUCGAGAAGUUGCUCGAGUCCAUUGGUGAUCUAAAUUCUCUAGUCAAGCUUGAUUUGUGGGAGACACAAAUAGAAGAACUCCUAGACAACAUUUCCAAGUUGAGUUCUCUCAAAGAACUUAAUCUCACUGAGUGUUUAUCACUGAAAAAUUUGUUCGAGUACAUGGGUGAUCUAAACUCUCUAGUCAGGCUUGAUUUGUGGGGGACACAAAUAGAAAAACUCCCAGACAACAUUUCCAAGUUGAGUUCUCUCAAAGAACUUAAUCUCAAUGAGUGUUUAUUACUGAAAAAGUUACCCGAGUCCAUUAGUGAUCUAAAAUCUCUAGUCAGGCUUGAUUUACGAGGGACACAAAUAAAAGAACUCCCAGACAACAUUUCCAAAUUGAGUUCUCUCAAAGAACUUGAUCUCAGUGAGUGCUACUCAUUCAAGAAGUUGCCCGAGUCCAUUGGUGAUCUAAACUUUCUAGUUGAGCACUGCUCAUCACUUCAGAAGUUGCCCGAGUCCAUUGGUGAUCUAAACUCUCUUGUCAAACUUGACUUGUGGGAGACAAAAAUAGAAGAACUCCCAAAUAGCAUUUCUAAGUUGAGUUCUCUCAAAAAACUUAUUGUCGGGAAGUGCUCAACACUCAAGAAGUUGCCCGAGUCCAUUGGUGAUCUAAACUCUCUAGUCGAGCUUGAAUUGUGGGGAACACAAAUAGAAGAACUCCAAAAUAGCAUUUUCAAGUUGAGUUCUCUAAAAAAACUUAUUCUCAGGAAGUGCACAUCACUCAAGAAAUUGCCCGAGUCCAUUGGUGAUCUAAACUCUCUAAUCGAGCUUGAUUUGCAGGAGACACAAAUAGAAGAACUCCCAAAUAACAUUUCUAAGUUGAGCUCUCUGGAAGAACUUAUUCUUAUAGACUGCUCAUCACUUAAGAAGUUGCCCAAGUCUAUUAGUGAUCUAAACUCUCUAGUCAAGCUUGACUUGCGGGGGGAACAAAUAGAAGAACUCCCACACAUUGUUUUCAAGUUGAGUUCUCUCAAAGAACUUAUUUACAUGGACUGCUCGUCACUCAAGAAAUUGCUCGAGUCCAUUGGUGAUCUAAACUCUCUAGUCAAGCUUGACUUGUAG
Molecule: messenger RNA, 2760 nt
Organism: Macadamia integrifolia
Lineage: Eukaryota; Viridiplantae; Streptophyta; Magnoliopsida; Proteales; Proteaceae
Product: disease resistance protein RPV1-like
Exons: 7
Coding region: 1-2760 (919 amino acids)
Biological process (GO): signal transduction
Molecular function (GO): protein binding; ADP binding
Source: RefSeq, a predicted model, not a curated record